AUGUCGCCUGGCGCUGAUUCUUCUAAAUCUGCAUACCUCUUCCCACAUUUUGUCAAAACCAUUCUAUUCUGCCUACAUUGCAACAACUUCGCUGCAAACCAAAACGGUUCUGAAACACUAGCCCCAAAUAACAUGCUCUUCCCAGCGAUCAUUACAGUGAUAUCUUUGUUAUCUUUUGAUAUGAUCCUAGGAGUGGACGAUGACCCCUACAAGUUUAUUCAAAGCACACUUGGGCUCUCCGAUGAACCAAAGGCCUCUUCAACUGAGCAACAAACGCAAAUUCUUGGAAGUCCAGGGCAACGCAAAAAAGCAAAACGUAACAUACCGAAAGACUAUUAUCGAAAAGAUAAUUAUAUCGAAAGAAGAAAGAGAACUCUUAUGAGAAUCAAUACGACUAUGGAUCCGGAAACAGCUCAAAAAGGUGCAAUAAAGUCAUACGAAACUUAUUUGCAACGUCAAAGAGUGAAAGUCUCCAACAUGAGAGAUACUUAUAGGAAAGCCAAAGAAUACGUUCAAAGCGUUGAUCCAGAAUUAGCAAAAACGAUGCAUAUGGGCCUUCCCAAUACAAAAGACAAUUGGAUCACAAGAAGAAUUAAAAAACUGCAAAAGUAUGACAUCAACUUGACCCAUUCUGACGCACUAACACAAGCGCAGGCACAAUUUUUAGAUAAACGUAAGAAAGACAGAGAAUCGAACAGAAAGCGUUAUUGGUUAAAGAAGGCAAAAGAGAUGAAAAACGCAAGUGACGUAUCAUCUCAUCACAAGUAA
This is a messenger RNA of Meira miltonrushii, 768 nucleotides long. RefSeq lists its product as uncharacterized. The record is from RefSeq and is a predicted model, not a curated record. NCBI's taxonomy places the organism in Eukaryota, Fungi, Basidiomycota, Exobasidiomycetes, Exobasidiales, Brachybasidiaceae. The coding region runs from base 1 to 768 and encodes 255 amino acids. The transcript has a single exon.